AAUUUCGAUUCAGUACACUUUCACACGAGCGCGAAUAUUUUACAGAGCGGAUAAUAAAAAGUUUGUGAUUUUGUAUAAGUAUUUUUUCAAAAGAAAAGUGGCCAAAGUGUACAACAACACAGCAACAAUUACAGCCUAAACCGCUGUGUGAAGAGUAAUCGUAGAAACAAAGCAAAAAACAAAAAAAAAAAAUAAACAAGAAAGAGUUGCUGCAAGAUAUUAACAAACAAUAAGCAAUAGAAAGAAAGAGUGCCGCAUGUUUCGGAUUUCAUAUCAAAGUGGCAACCAAGAGCUGGCGUUGUAGUGUCUGUGCGGCAAACGCCUGUUAAGUAAAUGAGAUUAAGUACCACGCAUUGGCGCGCCGUACGGCGGUAUUUUUUAGUUUUCACCGCUAUUGCAUUGCUGCCCCUGGCGCUGGUCUAUCUGGUGCGAAACGAUCAAAUUUACCGCAUCAAAGGAUAUGAGGCGUCAAAGUUCAACGAUCACUUCGGUGAUCAAAGUUUUCGUUAUCCGGUAAUGUUGCUGGGGAAAAAUAAGGAUCUAACUGUAGCGGCAACAGGAAGUUCUCGUAAAAAAUUUUACAAAUAUGCUAAAUAUGUUAACGAGUCUCAUGUGCCAGUAUUGCCAGAGGAGUCCGUGCACACGCUCUCGCCGAACGAUGUGGAACGCAUCGAGAAGCGCAUGGAACGGCGGCGCAAACUGCUGCAGGAAAAAUGCGCCGAAUUUGGGCUAAAUGUAGUUGGUAACGACACUUGGCACAAGCCCAACGCCUGGGAGUUUUUAGUCAAUAAAAAAUAUCACAUUAUAUGGUGCAAUGUGUUCAAAGCCGCCUCCUCAUCAUGGAUGUUCAAUUUUAAUGUAUUAGCCGGCUAUUCGCCGGAUUUCUUACAACGAACCAAAGAAGUGUUCCUGAAUUUGGCAAGGGAACGCUAUCCACGCGUUACUAUUGAGCAGCUGCGAGAAGCACAAAAUGAUUCCACUACAUUCAUGAUAGCGCGUCAUCCAUUCGAGAGGCUUUUGAGUGCAUAUCGUGAUAAGCUGGUAUUUGCCAUACCGCACUCCUAUCACGACAAACUGGGGCGGCGUAUUGUGCGCAAAUACCGCAGCAAAAGUUUGGAUAUGAAUUCGCCGAAAUAUCCAACAUUCCCGGAGUUCGUGCGCUGGCUGCUGGAUCAGAUCAAGCACGGCAAUGUCCAAAUGGAUAUGCAUUUCGUCUCGUCGACGAUGUUCUGCACGCCGUGUGUCAUUAAUUUCGAUGUGGUCAUGAAAUUCGACACCCUCGACGAAGAUCAAUUAUAUCUCAUACACAAGACUGGCUUAACGCGCGUCAUAGCGCCAGAGUGGCGAAAUGCGGGCAAGGGCAAGAACACGCAGGAGUUGCUGCAAUCUUUCUACUCAAAGUUGACACCCAAAGAAAUGCACGAACUGUAUCAAUACUACAAGUAUGACUUUGAGUUAUUCAAUUAUAGUGCGUCAUCGUAUUUUAAUUUGGUACAAGAAAACGGCACCUGAAAAUAAUUAGGUCCUUCACCAUGGACAGCAACAGCAACGACAGCAGUAGCAGCAUUUUAGGUGUUUCACAAAGCAGCCACGCACGCACUCCUCAGAGCAACAACGAAGCACACACAUUUAUGUACACAAAUCUACAGCCAUAUACACGCCCACAUACAUGCAUGCAUGCACACAUACAUACACUGACAAAUCAUACAUAUGAACAAACAUACGUACAUAUACAAAAGUAAAAGCUAAAAACCAAAAACCAAAAAGCUCUAAGUAGAAAAUUAAAGUAAAUAAGUUAGAGAAUGACACAAUAAAAUUGUUCGCAAUGAGUAGUGGAUUAAUAGUGGAAAUUUAAUAAGUUUCGCAGUAUUUACGGCACUCUUUGCAUUGAUGAACUUGAAGUGCUACAUUGGCCAGAAAGUGAACAAAAAUUGUAGCCUUCAAAUAACUUUUAUAUGUAUCUACAUAUGUAAAUGUAGCAUAAUGAAGUAUUGAAAUAGUGCUUGCCACUUUAUCGAAAACCUUGCAUAUCCAGCUAAAUUGGUUGCAUAAUUGCUAUAUACAUACAUACAUACACACUUAUUACGAAACAGGCAGUAUUGGCAAGCGCUUGCGAAAGUCCAAGCCUUAGGUACAUAUGCAGAUAUGUAUGUAUUUGAGCAUUUUGAAAAGACACUGUACAAUAAUUUAGCCACGUAGUAUAACUGAUAAAUAUGAGCGCAGUAUGCGUAGUUACAUUUAUUGCUAGUAGUGCUAAGCUUAAAAUUUUUGCUAAUAAUUAAAUUAAAAUAAAGAAAUUACAACAUAAAAGAUUA
Messenger RNA from Anastrepha obliqua, 2315 nucleotides. RefSeq names its product carbohydrate sulfotransferase 9. Gene Ontology annotation, biological process: carbohydrate biosynthetic process. NCBI's taxonomy places the organism in Eukaryota, Metazoa, Arthropoda, Insecta, Diptera, Tephritidae. Gene Ontology annotation, molecular function: sulfotransferase activity. The record is from RefSeq and is a predicted model, not a curated record. The transcript has 9 exons. Gene Ontology annotation, cellular component: membrane. Bases 334 to 1512 code for a protein of 392 amino acids.